Kluyveromyces lactis is the source of this 1944-nucleotide messenger RNA. RefSeq names its product protein kinase PKH3 (gene PKH3). The record is from RefSeq and is a predicted model, not a curated record. NCBI's taxonomy places the organism in Eukaryota, Fungi, Ascomycota, Saccharomycetes, Saccharomycetales, Saccharomycetaceae. The transcript has a single exon. Gene Ontology annotation, molecular function: ATP binding; protein serine/threonine kinase activity. Gene Ontology annotation, biological process: intracellular signal transduction; peptidyl-serine phosphorylation. Bases 1 to 1944 code for a protein of 647 amino acids.
AUGUCGAGGAAACGUACUCCUCAGGAUUUUUCUUUUAAGGAACGGCUGGGCCAUGGAUCGUAUUCAACGGUGUAUAAGGCUGUGGAUCGAUCUACAGGUCAGCUGUUUGCCAUAAAAGUGUGCUCGAAGAAACAUAUCAUUAGUGAAAACAAAGUGAAGUAUGUGACCAUUGAAAAGAACACUUUGAACUUAUUGGCUCAUGGAAAUCAUCCGGGGAUCAUCAAAUUGUAUUACACUUUCCAUGAUUCGGAGAAUCUAUACUUUGUAUUAGAUUUUGCACCUGGGGGUGAAUUGUUGCAGCUUUUGCAAACUCAGGGUAGGUUCAAUGAGGCAUGGACGAAACAUUUUAUGUGUCAAUUGAUCGAUGCGUUGGAGUAUAUUCAUGGGUGUAAAGUAGUUCAUCGGGAUUUGAAGCCGGAAAACUUGUUGUUGAGCAGCGAGGGAAAGCUUAUGAUUACGGAUUUUGGAGUCGCAUCAAACCUGGCCGCCACUGAUAAUCUUUCAUCUACAUCAUCUUUUGUGGGAACGGCAGAAUAUGUGUCGCCGGAAUUACUUCUGCAAAAUAAAUCUAACUUUUGUUCCGAUAUAUGGGCCGUGGGGUGUAUGCUCUAUCAAUUCACUCAAGGAACACCGCCUUUUCGAGGAGAAAACGAACUAGCUGCAUUUGAAAAAAUUGUCAAUCUGGAUUACCAUUGGAUUUAUAUGGUAUCACAGCAUAUUACUGACUUGGUAUCCAAGAUUCUUGUAUUGGAUCCAGAUUCAAGAUAUACAUUACCUCAGAUCAAAAACCAUGCCUGGUUUCAGGGAAUUGAUUGGACGAAUAAAGAACUUAUAUGGAAGGGAAUAUGGCAACUAUUUGGUAACCGGAACCACAAUAAUUUUAAUGGCCCGUCUAUGAUGAAUAAACAGUUACAUGUGAUUGACACUACCAUAAAGAACAUACCAAUACAACCUAGAAAAAGGAAACCAAUGAAAGUGACGCAGACCACAUCAAGUAUUGUGGAGUGGAGGAAGACUCUUGGCCUCUCUCCAGUUAGUGGAUCGGUAGGUCCGAAUGGGUUGCCAAAGCAAAUGAAAUCACAUGUACCGUCUCGCUCUACCCCAAAUUCACCUUCUAGAGCCCUCACGGGGAAAGGUUACACGAAGGCAAUGCCAAACACUGCACCACCUUUAGAAACUUGCAAAACUCCUAUGAUGCCUGUAUCCCCAUUGUAUAUCACAACGCCUGGUGCUUCUGCCAGUUUUUCUCCAAAGAAAUUUAAUAAUGCAUCAGACAGUAAUCGUCUAUUGACGCCCCCUGCAUCACCCAAGGCUUUGAAACAAGGUUGGGUUAAAAUCUUAGAAAUACCGUACGUUUCAUCCUCAAAGAAGACAUUUUCUUCGACAGAAUAUUCAUUUAUUGAUGAUAGACUUAUUACAAGGUUCAUUACCGAACAAAAAUCUCAGAUCAUUAACAGUUCGAUGUUGUCGUUAUUAACACUGGAACCUAAUGGCCAGUUUUCCUAUACUCCCAAAGGCGAUAGCACAAGGCAAAUGAUAUCAAUAGUUGAUCAAAAUCUUUCCAUUUACGAUUUAGAGUUUAAUGAAACUAAAAACUCAGGAUACCUAAUAUUCGAGAAGUUCAAAUCUAAGGUAUGGUUGAUUGCAUUACCAAAAAGUGCUCCGAGUGAUUUCGUGAUUAAUUCAAGGCAAAAAUGGGUUGAUAGCUUAUUCAAGACUAAGGCCGCCUUGGAGUCUGAGAAAUUGACCAAGAAAGUUGAUAACUUAAGUUUGAAACCGCCUGAAACUUGUUCCACUUCAUCAAAGCCACGAAAGUCACCGCAAGAUAAUAUGUUUGUUUCAAGUAGUAGAGCAGAGGUACUGUACACUCUGAACAAACAGAAAAGAAGCAAUACGGAUGCUGCAAAUGGAGCGAGAGCUGCUUUCAAGAAUAUGAAUAAAUGA